AUCUUGGACCCCACCAUUUUCUUAAUAACGUGUCGUUCGAGUUAACUUUUGCACACCUUAACUAAAUUUAUGAGAUAUAAAACACCUUUCAUCGAAAACAAAUAUACCUCAGAUUCUUAUCUCACUUUAUUCGGCCACACUCUUGGAUGGCCCAUCACUUCUCAAUAACUAUGGAUUUAGCUAAUUUUCGUACAUUUUAACUAAAUUCACGAGAUAUCUAACACUUUUUACUCGAAAACAUAUGUUAGGCAACUCGAGACCUCGUAUUCUUGUUCCACUUUAUUAACCGCUAAGUCACACUCUUAUUUGGCCCACCACACUUUUUUUCCAAGAGAGUGAUCUAUGCUAUCUAUAGUUUUUCCUAAUUUUUCAAGAAAACGAAACGUGGCUUACGCAACCCCCACCCCCGCUCACCCCCACCCCACCCACCCCAAAACCCAUUUUCUUGAAUCCCAUUUAGUUGAAUUUGGCUAAAGAUUUCACCUUUUCUCCAUAUUAUAUGUGUUUGGUUUAGUUAUCAAGAUUUGUCUAAAAACAGUUAUUUGUAGGUGGAGAUGAAAGUGUCCCCUUUUUCUUUGAACCCCAUUUAGUUGAAUUUUGCUAAAGAUUUUCUACAUAUUUUAUUUAUUUGUUUGGUUUAGUUAUCAAGAUUUGUCUAAAAAUAGUUAUUUUGUAGUUGGAAAUGAAAGUGUCCCCUUUUUAUUUGAACCUCAUUAAGUUGAAUUUAUCUAAAGAUUUUACCUUUUCUACAUAUUAUAUGGUGUUUGGUAUUCAAGAUUUGUCUAAAAACAGUUGAUGUGUAGUUGGAAAUGAAAGUGGUGGUGGAGAUUUUCUCCAUGUGCUAGGCUAUAUUUGGUAGAAGUAAUAUUUUUUGUUUGUUUCUUUAUUAGCUAAAGUUUAUUGCUUUUCUUUCUUUACUUUGUCUUAAAAUAGACUUUUUGAGGGCUAAGUAUACCAUCUUAUCUUGUUUAAUUAGGUUGGCUUGAAAUUGACUAGCAAUUAGUUUUCUUUAUUUGUGUAUUAGUUGUUUCUGAAGAAGAUUGGAAGAACCAAAAAGCUUGAUCUGACUUGGUGAAUUUGAAGUGGGGUUGCAGUUUUUUUGGAGCCUAUUUUCCGAAAUUAGAAUUGCGGCGAUACAAGUGCUGGUGGAUUUUGGCCCCUCUGUAUAACCAUUACACCGUGGAACGUGAAAGAAGAAAGUUGAUUUAUCUGCUUUCUAAUGUUUAAUCACCUCGGAGGUGGAACAUGGAAAACACAAACAUCAAGGAUGGCUCUAACAAAGAAGAUUUAUUGCACUUUGUGAACAAGGAAGAACAGGCAGAGGAGAAUAGUUGUUUGUCGACAAGAUUAAUAGAAGACUUAGAACCACAACACCUUCUUAGACUAGGAAACCCGUGUUUUACUGAAAAUUGCACGCAGAAACUGUUCUUUCAUAGUUCGUUUGGCUUACAAAAUAAGCUUCCAAAGCAUAUAAUAAGCUUUGACGAAAGGUACUUGCUUCGCUGCCUUGAGUUGGUACACGUCCAUUCCACAUGUAAUUUCUCUUCAAAAAUGCAAAUUUCAUCGAAGAGUUCAGGUUCAAGAGAGGUUAGAAAUGAAAAUAUAUGCACUAAUGGCAAUCUGGCAAUUGAAUGUCCUCAAGCUGCGGGGACUGAGAGUUAUGUCCCUGACUCCUCUGCGGAGUGGAUUCUUGGUGCAAUAACUGGUAGUAAGAGUAUGCUGAACAUUUUAAAGAGUCCUUUACUUAAUCAAUUGGGAUCUGUCAACUGCACCGUUGAUUCUGGAAAGGAAAAUAUACAUGAUAGUGAAGAAGCAGUUUUUUCUGAUUUCAUGAGCUCUCCCGGUGGUUUUAGUGUCAGUUCAUCGCAGAAGCUACAGAAGGAGAUGACAGGUUCAGAAUAUCACGUACAUGGAUCUGAACCUGUACACAGAAGGGUACUUUCUGUAUCUAGUACGGCAUCGACAUGCUCAGAUCAAUCUUGUCUUUCAGCAGCUGCCCCUAUUUCUCAAGGAAUGCUCCAGAGGCGAUGGAAAAAUGGUUUACCGCAUUAUGUCUUUUCCAUAGAUGGUAAAAAGGAUGUUUAUGCAGCUGAUUUGCUGAAGAUUGACUCACCCGAUGAUAAGUUUCUGGAUUAUGUUUACACAUUUCAUUCAAGACCAGAAGGCAAAAAGGAACGUGGCUUCUCUGCAAGGGAAUCACAUCUUGUAGGUAAAAUGACAGUGUCAACUUCUGUUACACUCAGCUCAACCAAGUUGGAGAUUAUGGAGACCCGAUUUGUCGUGUUUGGUUCCAUGGAUCAAUAUAUGGAUGAGAUACAAACAAGUCAUACGCUCAGGAAGAACAAAAGGUUGGCAAAGAAAGUAACAGAUGUGUUCAGAACUAGUCACUCUUAUAAGCAGAGAAGCUUAUCCAAGUUCGGGGGAACAAAUUCCAUUCUUGAAGAUGCUUCUUGGACACCAUCCGUAGAUAUGUAUGAUGAUUAUUAUUCAUGCGGCAAUGCUCUUUUAGAUCAACAAAUCCCACCGAAUUUUGAGUUGGCUGCCAUUGUUACGAGAGAUCCUAUUUAUGACAGACCCAAGGAGACAGAGACGGGUGGCUGGGGUAUGAAGUUUCUCAAGAAAUCCUCGACUGGAAGUAAAAACGCACCUCCUCAAGCAUCGAUGGAAUGUUGUUCACGUGAUACCAGUGAUUGCUCAACAAGCAUGGAUGUUAUAGUUCCUACUGGUUUUCAUGGUGGACCUAGAAGCAGACAUGUUGGGCCGUCAAGCCUGUUGGAGCGAUGGAGCUCUGGUGGGCACUGUGAUUGUGGAGGCUGGGAUCUCGGGUGCCCUCUCACAGUUCUUAAAACCGGAAAUGAAGCUUCAUCACUAACUACCACAUCUGGAGACUGCGAAACUUUUGAUCUCUAUUUACAGGGUUCAAAACAAAGCGCACCUGUCAUGAAAAUUUCAAAUAUUCAUGAUGGUUUGUAUUACAUCCAUUUUCAUUCAACUCUAUCAGCUUUGCAGUCCUUUGCCAUAGCUGCUGCUUUCAUUCAUAGACGUAGUCCUUUCCUACGGCCAAAACUGUACAGGAAGUGAAGUAAGAGUUAUGGUAUCUAUUGUUAUAGUUCCUCUACUUUAAAAGAUGUCAGACAAAUUGACCGUUAGAAAUGGUUCAUGAAUUUAUGUUAGCUGGUAGAUUAUUAGAUAGGAAAUUCGUUAGCUCAUAUAUUAUCAUUUUGUUAGUGUAAUGAAUGAUACACUUUUAGAAGCAGCGGUCAAUGUACAAAUCGUCUAUUGGAUCAGGGGCAUCCAUUUGUACCGUAAAAAGUUGAUUGCCUGAAGCAUAUUGUGUUUUUUUGA
Messenger RNA from Capsicum annuum, 3345 nucleotides. RefSeq lists its product as uncharacterized. The coding region runs from base 1246 to 3081 and encodes 611 amino acids. The transcript has 3 exons. Lineage: Eukaryota; Viridiplantae; Streptophyta; Magnoliopsida; Solanales; Solanaceae. The record is from RefSeq and is a predicted model, not a curated record.